Hibiscus syriacus is the source of this 2190-nucleotide messenger RNA. Its product is annotated as BAG-associated GRAM protein 1-like. Lineage: Eukaryota; Viridiplantae; Streptophyta; Magnoliopsida; Malvales; Malvaceae. The coding region runs from base 202 to 1974 and encodes 590 amino acids. The transcript has 18 exons. The record is from RefSeq and is a predicted model, not a curated record.
UCCAAGUGUUAAUUGCCAAGCCAAUCAACCUCCAACGGUCUCCUUCUUUGGCUCUCUCCCCCAAAAUCCACAGAUUGUUUCUUUUACAAGUCAAAGAACCCUAAAAUUAAAACCUUCCAAAUUUCAACCAAAAUGCUUAUUCAAAUUAUUUUGUUAAUUUAAUAUAAUCUUAUUAGAAAUAAUAGUUACGGAAGUUAAUUAAUGAUGAUCGAGACGGCGUUGGUGGUGGAAUAUCUGGUGCCGUCUUCGUGGGAGGUCAAAGUGGCGGUGGCCACGUCGCUGUUCUUGAUCCUUUCUUAUUGGAUUUAUACAUUCCAAGUUGGAAAUGGAGGUGGCGGUGAUCGAUCGCUGCUUCAGGAGAAUUUUACUGCUGACAUUAUUCUUGACGAUAAAGACAAGAUAGUCCAGUUCAAAGGAGAUCUUCCAACCAAUGCUGCCUAUACAAUCAAGGUUGAAUUGCUGGCAGCCAAGAAUCUCAUUGGUGCAAACUUGAAUGGCACAUCAGAUCCUUAUGCUAUCAUUACAUGUGGUUCUGAAAAGAGAUUCAGUUCAAUGAUCCCCGGCUCAAGAAACCCCAUGUGGGGAGAGGAGUUCAAUUUCUACGUUGAUGAGCUUCCUGUCCAGAUAAAUGUAACAAUAUAUGACUGGGAUAUAGUUUGGAAGAGUGCAAUUCUUGGUUCAGUUAUUGUUCCGGUUGAAAAUGAAGGUGAAAGCACCCCAGUAUGGCAUACAUUAGAUAGGGAACCUGGACAGGUUUGUCUACAUAUUACAACACAAAAAUCACUUGUAAACUCUUCCAGGCGAGUAAAUGGAUAUGCUGGAGCUGGAGCUGGAGCUAAAGCUCGAAGAAGGGUUACUUCAGAAAAACAAGGCCCUACAGUGGUUCAUCAAAAGCCAGGACCUUUACAGACAAUAUUUAACCUCCAUCCAGAUGAGGUUGUGGAGCAUAGUUAUUCUUGUGCACUUGAGAGAUCAUUCUUGUACCAUGGUCGUAUGUAUGUCUCUGCAUGGCACAUAUGUUUCCAUUCUAAUGUGUUCUCCAAACAAAUUAAGGUGGUAAUUCCAUUCGAGAAUAUAGAUGAGAUCCGUAAGAGUCAGCAUGCAUUCAUUAAUCCUGCAAUAACAAUAAUUCUUCGGAUGGGUGCGGGUGGGCAUGGUGUACCUCCAUUAGGGAGCUUUGAUGGUAGAGUCAGGUAUAGAUUUGCAUCAUUUUGGAACAGAAACCACACAGUACGAGCAUUGCAGCGUGCAACCAAAAACUACCAUGCAAUGUUGGAAGCUGAGAAGAAGGAGCGAGCAGCGUCAGCAUUGCGUGCAAGCAGUAGUAGAAGGCAAGCUCCAACUCCUCCAGAUAAAGAAUCUAAACCUAAAACUGAAAAAAUACCUUUUAUCAAAGAACAAGUUCUAGUUGGUAUCUACAAUGAUGUAUUUCCCUGCACCGCUAAGAAGCUUUAUAAUUUAUUAUUGAGUGAUGACUCUAGUUUCACAAAUGAAUAUCGCUCAUCACGGAAAGACAAAAAUCUUACAAUGGGUCAGUGGCAUGAUGCAGAUGAAUAUGAAGGUCAAGUGAGAGAGAUUACAUUCAGAUCCAUUUGUAACAAUCCUAUGUGCCCUCCAGACACCGCCAUGACUGAGGAUCAACAUUUUGUUUUAUCAUCAGAUAAGAAAAAGCUUGUUUUUGAAACUGUACAACAGGCACAUGAUGUUCCAUUUGGCACUUACUUCGAAGUUCAUUGUCAAUGGAUUGCAGAGACCAAUGGUGAAAACUCAUCUGCUUUAGAUAUCAAAGCAGGCGCACAUUUUAAGAAAUGGUGUGUGAUGCAAUCAAAAAUUAAGUCGGGCGCUGUUGAAGAGUGCAAGAAAGAGAUUGAAACAAUGUUAGUUGUUGCCCGUUCGUAUAUAGAGUCACAUACUACCGGAGGUCAGACCAGUAACUCGUUGUCACCACCCUCAGUUACAAACGAUAUCAGCUAACUCGGGUAAUCCCUCCGAUUUUAUUGUAUAAUUUCUUUUAUAUCUCUUUUUGUAAUGUUCUAUAUGGAGAUGUUAGUCUUAUGUAUAGGUACCAGGGUUUUUCUUUCUUUUCUUUUUUUGCCAAGGUAUAGAGUUAUAAUGUAACUUAAAAAGGUUCCCACGGAAGCGAAAGUAAAAGAGAAUGAUUAAUGUAAUGCAUUUUCCCAAUGCAAUAGG